This is a messenger RNA of Lathyrus oleraceus (garden pea), 1362 nucleotides long. RefSeq lists its product as uncharacterized. Gene Ontology annotation, biological process: proteolysis. Lineage: Eukaryota; Viridiplantae; Streptophyta; Magnoliopsida; Fabales; Fabaceae. The transcript has 5 exons. The record is from RefSeq and is a predicted model, not a curated record. Bases 1 to 1362 code for a protein of 453 amino acids. Gene Ontology annotation, molecular function: aspartic-type endopeptidase activity.
AUGACAAAGAUUUUCAUAAAGACUUUAAGUUCGUUUUACUAUGACCAUAUGAUCCCAAGAGCACCAAAUGACUUCACUGAAAUGGUGAUCAUGUGGAUGUGGCUUGAAGAGGCAGUCCGUGAAGGACGUUUAACUAAAGAAGUGAGCUCUUCCAGUAAUGUUAAGAAGUUUGGAAGUGGGUUCAUUAAGAAAAAGGAACAGGAAGCUAAUUCAUUACCUCGGCAUGGGGGAGCUUCAGUAAACAUGAUGCAUGGUUGUCCAGGAAAAUUUGCAGUCUUCGAGGUUAGAUUUAUCAGAGAAUCCUUAGUCAGAAUGCCUGCUAGUUUGACAAGGCUUGCGUUGGUUGAUCAUGAACAUAAUUACACUACUUGUAGAAUUUGCUCCGUAAAUUCGCGUGCAUGUCCUCUUUUCAAUAUUCCGAAGCAUGUGGAGAUCAUUUACAACAGCCAAAAGACUUCUGUUUCUCCUUUGAUUAUCAGUUUUCCCGGUCCAGUUCCUUAUAAAUCUGACAAGGCUAUACCAUACAAGUAUGACGCCACCAUGAUUGAAGAUAGAGUUGAUGUUCCUUUGCCUCCCGCUGUUAAUAUUGUUGAUGUCAGAAGAGUCACAAGAAGUGGGUGGAUAAUGAUUGAAGACGGAGUGGAGGUUCCUUUGCCUUCUGUUGUUAAUAUUGCUGAUGUUGGUCAGUCUAGUGGUACAAAUCAGAAGGUGGAUAAUGAUGAAGUUCUAAAAUUGAUAAAGAAAAGAGAGUAUAACACGGUGGAGCAACUUUUACACACACAAUCAAAGAUAUCCGUGUUGUCCUUGUUAAUGAGCUCUAAGGCUCAUCGAGAAGCUUUGCAAAAGGUUUUAGAACAAGCGUAUGUAGAUCAUGACGUGACUGUGGGUCAAUUUGACGGUAUUGUAGCUAACAUAACUGCCUGCAAAAAUCUAAGUUUUUAUAAUGAAGAGCUCCUUAAAGAGGGUAGAAACCAUAAUAUGGCGCUACAUAUUUCAAUGAACUGUGUGAGUGACACUUUUUCCAAUGUGUUGGUAGAUACUGGAUCGUCACUGAAUAUGAUGCCGAAAUCAACACUUUCCAGAUUAUCUUUUCAAGGCGCUCCAAUGAAGGGUAAUGGGAUUAUUGUGAAGGCUUUUGAUGGUUCCCGCAAAACUGUUGUUGGAGAGUUAGACUUGUCUAUCACUAUUGGUCCUCACGCUUUUAAAAUCACAUUCCAUGUUAUGGACAUUGAAGCAACACACAAUUUUUUAUUAGGUCUCUCGUGGAUCUAUGAGGCAGGGGAAGUCACCUCUACUCUUCAUCAGAAGCUCCAAUUUGUAAAGAAUGGAAAAUUGGUGAUGGUAUGUGAAGAACAUGCUUGA